This is a messenger RNA of Aspergillus welwitschiae, 753 nucleotides long. RefSeq lists its product as uncharacterized. The record is from RefSeq and is a predicted model, not a curated record. Gene Ontology annotation, molecular function: catalytic activity. The transcript is spliced from 4 exons. Bases 1 to 753 code for a protein of 250 amino acids. Lineage: Eukaryota; Fungi; Ascomycota; Eurotiomycetes; Eurotiales; Aspergillaceae.
AUGGUCACCACCCGAGUAGCAGCCUGCCACGUCGCGCCUCACUUUCUGUCCGCGUCAAAAAACACGAGCAAAGCCGUUUCCCUCAUCUAUCAAGAGGCGCGAAAUACCGCCCACGUGGUUGUCUUCACGGAAUCCUACGUUGCUCCCUUUCGUGCCCACCAUCUGUUCUCCCGCAUGGUGGCGCAUUCCAUUACCCUCGAUGCUCGACCAGCACUACUUUGUCGGUACAGUUCGAACCUCAUCAUCGAUACAACCGGCUCCAUUGCUGUUCACCACCGCAAGCUGAUGCCUACUUCCUUUGAGAAGUCGGUUGGAGCCCCGCGGGAGCAGAUUCAUAUCUCGUCGUGGCCAUGCAUCUGGCCUACCCGAAUGCUGGAUAAUCCUUUCCAGGCGGCGGGCGGGAGCGGGGACGCUUCUGCUGCUUCCGCUCAUUCCUCGGUCGGGGCAGCCCCCGCUGGGUCGAAGUACAACAAUGUCCUGGCUAACCGCCUGUGCGCCGCUGCCCAUUACUUCGAGGCCAAGUGCUUCGGUGUUAUGUGUAGUGGAUUCCUCGAUGAGUCGACCAUCAAGACCAUUGUCGUCGGACCUUCGAGCUCUCACCGCACGGUGUCACCAUGUUCCUCGAUCCCACGGGAGUCCCGGUUCAAGGGGUUUACGUUGACGGAGUCGACGCGGGAGCAGCAGACACGGGAAUUUGUGCUCAUGGAGGGGGUAGUUCUUAUCACGAUGGGGUGGACGGCUAUCAACGAUUAG